Molecule: messenger RNA, 3015 nt
Organism: Seriola dumerili (greater amberjack)
Lineage: Eukaryota; Metazoa; Chordata; Actinopteri; Carangiformes; Carangidae
Gene: zbtb7c
Product: zinc finger and BTB domain containing 7C
Exons: 3
Coding region: 1-2028 (675 amino acids)
Biological process (GO): regulation of transcription by RNA polymerase II
Molecular function (GO): protein binding; DNA-binding transcription factor activity, RNA polymerase II-specific; RNA polymerase II cis-regulatory region sequence-specific DNA binding
Source: RefSeq, a predicted model, not a curated record
AUGGUUCAUCACAGAGAGGAGGACCUGAUUGGAAUCCCUUUCCCGAAUCACAGCAGUGAUGUCCUCUGCAGCCUCAACGAGCAGCGUCGUGACGGGCUGCUCUGCGAUGUCAUCCUCAUCGUCCGUGACCAGGAGUACCGCACCCACCGCUCCGUUCUGGCCGCCUGCAGCCAGUACUUCAAGAAGCUGUUCACAGUGGCCACCACUGAUGCCAGAGAUCACCAUCCCACAGCGGCUGUGUACGAAAUCGACUUUGUGGCGCCGGAGUGUCUCACAGCCAUCCUGGAGUUCGCCUAUACUUCUACUCUGACGGUGACGGCGUCCAACGUUAAAGAGAUCCUGAAUGCGGCUCAGAUGUUGGAGAUUCCCUGCAUCAUCAACGUUUGCCUGGAGAUCAUGGACAGCGGGGGUGGAGGGGGCGGAGGCGGGGGAAGGCGAGUGGUGGAGGGAGAAGAGGAUGAGGAGGAAGAGGAGGAUGCGGAGGAAGACGAGGAGGAGGAAGAGGAGGAGGAGGACGAAGAGGAGGACGCGGGGUCGAGGAAGGAUGAGCAGGAAGAAGAGGAGGACAACGUCAGCGAGAGGUCACUGCAGUCGUCAGAGAGCAGGGGGGAGCAGACGCCUUCGGGGACGGACGAUUUGCCGCCUCCGAGCACCUCCACAUUCCAUCAGCAGUUUGACCUGCGCAGGGAGUCGUCCCAGUCACAGUCUCCAGACAACAUGAGAGGAAAACAGGAGAGUAUGGAGAGUCGAGCUCUGAAGGAUUUCUCCAUCGAGUCUCUCCUCCAGGAAGGGCUGUAUCCCCGUAUGUCAACACUGGAUCGGAGGACCAACUUUUCUCCUCUCCUCCCAGGUUUCUACCCCUCCAUGUGGGCUGCUGAGUUCCCGGCCUUCACCCAGCAGCUCCUGGAUCCCAGCCACCAUCAGCAUCCCCAUGCAGGAGCCUCACCGCAAACCAGGCUCCCCCACGCCUUCUCCACCUCUGCCCCACUUGAGGCCUCCAGGCCUCUUGAUCUAGCUGUGAAAAGAGAGAUCAUAAAGGAGGAGAUGAAAGAGGAAGUCCCACCCAGUCUGCUCCACGGUGACUUCCUGAAAGAGUUUGUCAGCUCGGGCCUUGGCAGCACCAUGAACGCUGGGUCAGUGCCGUCAGAAAGUCACGCUCUGGGUCAGAUUAAGGACGAAGCUGACUUCCGGUCGUACCUGAGCUUCUUGAGCUCCGCUUCCCACCUCGGGGCGCUCUUCCCUCCCUGGCAGCUGGAGGAGGAGAGGAAGAUGAAGCCUAAAGCGUCACAGCAGUGUCCCAUCUGCAACAAGGUGAUCCAAGGAGCUGGGAAACUGCCUCGACACAUGAGGACGCAUACAGGGGAGAAACCGUACAUGUGCACCAUCUGUGAAGUACGAUUCACCAGACAAGACAAACUCAAGAUCCACAUGAGGAAGCACACGGGUGAGCGCCCGUACAUCUGCCUCCACUGCAACUCCAAGUUUGUCCACAACUAUGACCUGAAGAACCACCUGCGAAUCCACACGGGCGUCCGUCCAUACCAGUGCGAGCACUGCUACAAAAGUUUCACACGGUCUGACCACCUACAUCGACACAUCAAGAGGCAGAGCUGCCGAAUCUCCCGCCCCCGGCGAGGACGAAAGCCAGCUGCCUGGCGGUCCACACCCACCAGCAACUUCCUGUGCCCCCCCACUGCUGCCACCAACAGGUUUGAGGAGAACGGGUUAAGCCCUGCCUACCAGGGAGUCAAGAGUCACGGACUUGGGGAGAUGCUCGGCCUCAGCAAUAGAGGUCUGGGAUUUAAGAGUGUGGAUGGUGCGGGCAGGGAGAGCAGGGAGGAACGGCGAGCAGAGGGGAAGCAACGCGCAGAGGAGGAGAAGACAGGAGAAGGGAGGCAGAGGGGAGUGUUUGCCUUUGCUCUGGCUGGAGAAGAAGUGCUUACCCGCUCUCCAUUUUAUGCUGCGACCUCUGACCCCUGGACCAUGAGACUGGAGCGCGCUCCACCCAUCUCUGAGCCGGCCAAAUGAACUCCGGUCUGUAAAGGAAGACAAAAGACAAGAAAGAAUAUCUCUUUAAUCUCUGUGUCUGUUCUGCUCCAGGAAGCUAAAGCACCUUUAUAAAAAAAAAAGAAGUGAAAGAGUGAGAUCAGUAAACCUUUUGAAGCCUGCUGAUGUGGCAGUGGUAACAAAGACUUUUUUUAUUUUUAUUUUUUGGAAAUUUAAAUAAUUUCACAGAUGUCAUGCUAAAUAAUUGUUUCAGCCCUGUGGAUGUUUACAAAUACUUUCAUAGCAUUUAAAAAGAGGCAAAAAGUUUGACACCGCCAAUGAGGAAAACAUAUCAGGAAACUUAUCUUAUUUGCAUUAUUUAUCUACAAGGUUGUCUAAACCGAGAGGCAAUCAAUUCAAAAACUACCACAUUUCUACAAUGUCCUCUGAAGCAAGAUAAGAUGAGGCUUUUAUAGUGAAAGUAUUCACAUGCAAGAAAAUGUAAUGCUACACCAAGAGCAGAAUCUGUUGUAAUAUGAAUUGGUGAUGGUAAAUGUCAAACAAAAGAUUACAUGUGCAAACAUAUUCAAACACAUAAUGUAGAAAAAGGUUUUUAUAAAUGAAAUAUUUCUCUCUCGUAAUGAAGUAGGGAAGUGGAGUAGACGUAAAUAAAUAAAAUAACAUUUUAUUCAAUAAAUAAGCCUUUGUCCAAACAACUCCCAGUGACUUUUAUUUUGGAUAGCUGUGUCUAGGUGUUAAGAAGGGAUCAGUGUUGUUGAAAAAGCAUUAAAAAUGAUUUGAUUACAGCAGCGUGUAGUCUGGCACAUGUCCUGCAAGUACAUUUGAUUCCAACAUGGUUAUUUAAUCAUAUUCCAAAACAAAGGAAACCCACUUGAAGUCUAACAAAUCAGGAUAUUUGAUACCACGUUAUUAUUCUUCCACUGCCUUGUUCUGAUUUAAGUUCCUUGUCUGCACUAUUGUACAUAGACACAAACUUUUGGCCAUGGUGGUGUUAAUUACGGUCGCAUU